Molecule: messenger RNA, 2172 nt
Organism: Penicillium odoratum
Lineage: Eukaryota; Fungi; Ascomycota; Eurotiomycetes; Eurotiales; Aspergillaceae
Product: ATPase AAA-type core
Exons: 7
Coding region: 1-2172 (723 amino acids)
Molecular function (GO): ATP binding; ATP hydrolysis activity
Source: RefSeq, a predicted model, not a curated record
AUGGACGGAAACUUGAUUGAACAGUGCAAGAAUUUCAGCCGCGAAAAUCAUUGCCCCGAGGUAGUUGUUCCUUCCUUGUGUUGCCCUGUAAGUAAUGAACAAGAUGUGAUCGAUCCAGUGGCAGAUGGUGCAGAUUGCAGCCCUGUUAUUUGUACCACACCGGAUGAUUUCAAGUCUUUUGAGAAAUGGGCUUCAAAGCCCCAGAUCAAAACAAUUUUGGAAACCUGGGACAAAGAAACUUGUAAAUACAAGAUCGCCGAAUCGGUGGAGACCAGCAGUGGUCUGGAGGACUAUGCCGAAUAUGCAUUUGUUGUCCGUGAACGCGUUGACCGAAACUCGGAGGAAGUGACGCCGUACAUAGACAUCAAAUCGGAAGACCUGCGUGACAUACUUCGUGAGGUGCUGCACGACGUCAAAGCUAUUAGUCUGAUGGAGGACAAGCCAUCGAUCGAGCAAAAUAUUCUUUUCCAUUUCCUCCCUGAGCUCGAAGAAUGUGCGGAUAACACAGAAACCGGUCCGGACAAUGUAUCAGCACAUGCGCAGCAUCUCCGCCUGCUGGUCAAUCACCUCGAGCGCGCAUACGCUCCUAUCUUGCAGCGUCUCGAGUCAAUGUGGCAGCACGGACAGAUUACGUAUGACCUUCUUUGGGCACUUUUCAAGCCUGGUUGCCACAUCUAUACCACAUGCAUUGGCACAAACGAGCCACGAUGUGUCAUAUUCGACGCAGGGGAAGAGGUAACACGAAAUGACGAGACGUGGUUCAAUCUCGAAUGCCGAUUCAUUGACUAUGACGGCGUUAUAUUUGGGGAAGCCGGAAUCUUUCUGCGCGUGCCAAAGUUCCGAGGGUCAAAGUAUAUCGCGACUCUUGAGGCUUAUCCUCUCCACCACCAUGCGAGCCACGAACAGGUCCAAAAAGACCUAGUCGAGAGAGGCCAAAGGUUUCGGGAUUUUGCUGGCUCGCACAUUCAGCACUGCAAAGGCAGCGCAUUCUUUAUGAACAAGGGUAAAGCUAUCAAAGUUAACAUCAACAGUCGAGUCGCAGUGGACGCCGUAUUUUUCCAUGAAAUGCAGCCAAACUACUCCCGACCGUCACUCCGCGACAUUAGAAUGAAAGAAAAAGACGGCAUUGCCGUCAUUGACUUGGGUGCAAUGUUCAUGGAGGACCGUGAGCGAGAAAAAGAGAGAAUGCGAGGAGACGGUGUGGAUGCACAAAAGCUGAGCGAGGCCGAUUUGUUAAUCGCUUGUCCAACAGUUUGUUGUUUCAGUUUCAAGGAGAAAAUGUUUUUGGAGUGCGCAGUUAGUGCUCUCAGGGACGUGAAAUGGUCACCUGAAUCAUUUGACUGUUUGCAAAUUCCGCCAGAGAACAAGACACUCCUCUUGUCAAUGGCAAAGACUCGCUUGGGUCUGAUACCGACAUUACCUUUUGACGACGUAAUUGACGGAAAAGGUCAAGGGCUCAACAUCCUUCUGGAGUAUGUCGGCAACUUGUUUAUGCACUAUCUUGACGCGUCCGUCCUAACAUAUCCUAGUGGCCCGCCCGGCGUCGGAAAGACAUUCACGGUUGAAGCAACCUCGGAAUAUUUCAAGCUGCCUCUUUACUCGAUAUCCCCGGGCGACCUCGCCGUCGACCACGGAGAUUCUAAUGCGCUUGAGCAACAACUUGAAACUGUAUUCAAAAUUGCUAAACACUUCAAAGCCGUGCUCCUCUUGGAUGAAGCAGAUGCAUUCAUGGAGCAGCGUACUUCUUACCACGAUACUCACAAUCGCAUGGUGACCGUUUUCCUCCGAAAGCUGGAAUAUUACCAAGGAAUCCUUUUCUUGACUUCAAAUCGGGGUAUUCAGUUUGAUGAUGCAAUCCUCAGUCGGAUCCAUUUAAUCUUCAAGUAUGAAGGCUUAAGCAAGCCAUCUCGCAGGGGUCUCUGGUCCACUUUUCUGAGUAGGGCACGUACAGUUCAAGGACCUGCCGUGGUUGAGGAGCACGACCUCCGACGAUUGGAGGAUUUAGAUCCCAAUGGACGAGAGAUCAAAAACAUUGCAGCAAUUGCACAUGCUCUUGCCGAGGCGAACGCCAGCCACGUGAGCUAUAAAUACUUGGAGUUAGCCGCGGAAUCGAAUCAGAAAUUUUCAAAGGAGUUUGGCAGAGAGAGGCCUGCUGAUGGAAUGUAUGUCUAA